GUGUUAUAUCAAUUGCGCAGUCUAACCAUAAUUCUUUUCUUCUCUUCGAUCUUUUCAACUGUAUAUUUAUAUAAUUCGACUUUUAAACGAGUAAUAAUUUUUUUUAUAAUAUCUCAAUAUUUGCUGCAGAACUCGCCCGCAGAAAUUCUUCCUCGAGGUAUCCUGUAGGUUAUCGUGUGAUAUCAUUUGCGAGAUGUCAGACGCCAUUUUCGCUUGCGGCAUCGGCCACGUCCUAACUUCACAGCAGGAGCAGAGGUAUAUAUUCUCGCAUAUUCGGAUCCUUUAAUGCAACGGCGACGAUAAUCUAGCAAUAUUAGUGAGUAAUCGCGAAAGAGUCGUUGGACGUGAACGGACGUGUCGUGAAAUAUAUUUUUUUGGAAAAUUGUUCAGAUUCAGAUUAUAGGGAUCUGAAAAUCAAAAAUUCAACCAGUCAAUUAAUGCUGUAUAAGCCAAGCUCGAGCAGCCAAAAAGGAAAGAAGAAGAAGAAGAAUAAUCGCGAAACAAAAAUGCCUCUUAGGUUAGACAUUAAGCGAAAGCUGACAGCCAGAUCAGACAGAGUAAAGAGUGUGGAUCUUCAUCCGACCGAACCAUGGAUGCUGUGCUCCUUGUAUCAAGGCAAUGUCAAUAUCUGGAAUCACGAGACGCAAACCUUGGUGAAAACAUUCGAAGUAUGCGAUUUACCAGUUCGGACAGCCAAGUUUGUACCACGCAAGAAUUGGGUCAUCACUGGUUCCGAUGACAUGCAAAUCAGAGUAUUCAAUUACAAUACAUUGGAACGCGUUCAUUCGUUUGAAGCACACAGUGAUUAUGUCAGAUGUAUAGCUGUGCAUCCAACGCAGCCAUUUAUUCUUACCAGCAGCGAUGACAUGUGGAUCAAAUUAUGGAAUUGGGAGAAAUCCUGGAUCUGUCAACAAGUAUUUGAGGGGCAUACACAUUAUGUUAUGCAGAUUGUGUUUAAUCCAAAAGACAAUAACACUUUUGCCAGUGCAUCUCUCGAUAGAACUGUCAAAGUUUGGCAGCUUGGUUCACCUACGGCUAAUUUUACGCUAGAAGGUCACGAAAAGGGCGUUAAUUGCGUGGAUUAUUACCAUGGAGGAGACAAGCCGUAUCUGAUAUCUGGAGCUGACGAUAGAUACGUCAAGAUAUGGGAUUAUCAAAACAAGACCUGUGUACAGACUUUGGAGGGUCACACGCAGAAUAUUUCUGCUGUGUGUUUCCAUCCGGAAUUACCGAUUGUCCUCACUGCCUCGGAAGACGGUACAGUUAGAAUAUGGCAUGCCGGAACAUAUAGAUUAGAAUCUUCUCUCAAUUACGGCUUCGAGAGAGUAUGGACCAUCGCGUGUAUGCGCGGUUCGAACAACGUCGCCAUUGGUUAUGACGAGGGUAGCGUCAUGGUGAAGGUUGGCAGAGAAGAACCAGCAGUUUCGAUGGAUUCAUUGGGCGGAAAGAUCGUAUGGGCGCGUCACAGCGAAAUCCAGCAGGUGAACUUGAAGGCGUUGGGCGAGGAGGCUCAAGACGGAGAGCGGCUACCGUUAGCAGUCAAGGAUAUGGGCGCCUGUGAAAUUUAUCCGCAAACCAUACAACAUAAUCCGAACGGCCGUUUGGUGGUAUGCGGUGAUGGGGAAUACAUCAUAUAUACGUCCAUGGCAUUGAGGAACAAGGCAUUCGGACAGGCAUCGGAAUUCGUAUGGGCAGCGGACUCUAGUCAGUACGCGGUGAGGGAAAGUAACACGACGGUGAAGGUCUUCAAAAACUUCAAAGAGAAGAAGAGCUUCAAGCCAGAUUUUGGAGCAGAUGGUAUCUUUGGCGGAUUUUUACUUGGUGUAUCUUCCGGAUCUGGUCUCUCGUUCUUCGAUUGGGAUACGUUGAAAUUGAUUCGUCGCAUAGACAUACAACCGACACACGUGUAUUGGGCUGAAAAUGCUUCCUUGGUAGCACUAGCUACGUCUGAUCAAUAUUUUAUACUAAAAUAUCAUGCUGAUGCUGUUGCUAAUGCUGCGGAAAAUGCUGAGGACAUCGAGAAUGCAUUCGAGAUGGUAGCAGAGAUGAGCGAAGUAGUAAAAACUGGUUUAUGGGUUGGCGAUUGUUUUAUUUAUACCAACAGCGUUAAUCGCAUUAAUUACUUCGUCGGUGGUGAAAUUGUCACAGUUUCCCAUCUGGACAGACCGAUGUACUUAUUGGGAUAUGUACCGAGAGACAAUAGAUUGUAUCUGUGCGAUAAGGAACUCUCUGUGGUCUCGUAUUCUUUAUUAUUAUCAGUGCUCGAGUAUCAGACUGCGGUCAUGCGAAAAGAUUUCGAGACCGCUAACAGAGUAUUACCGACCGUCCCAAAGGAACAUCGUACACGAGUAGCUCACUUCUUAGAGAAACAGGGUUUCAAAGAACAAGCCUUGGCAGUAUCGACAGAUCCCGAGCAUAGAUUCGAAUUAGCGCUCGCGCUUGGAAAUCUCGUGACAGCGCAUGCGCUCGCCAAAGAAGCAAAUAGCCAGCAAAAGUGGCGGCAGCUGGCUUCUCUCGCUACGCAAAAGGGAAAGUUGUGUCUAGCGCAAGAAUGUCUGCAUCAAGCGCAAGAUUUCGGCGGCUUGUUGUUACUAGCGACCAGCACAGGAAAUGCUAAUAUGAUAGAGAAGCUCGGCGCGGUCGCGGACGAAACGGGAAAGAACAACAUCUCUUUCUUGUCGAACUUUAUCCUAGGCGACGUGGACAAGUGUCUCGACAUCCUUAUUAAAACGGACAGAAUUCCGGAAGCAGCGUUCUUCGCUAGGACGUACGCGCCUAGUAAAAUUUCCUCUGUCAUCAAAUUGUGGAAGGAGAAGCUGUCGACGGUGAGCGAGAAAGCCGGACAAAGCCUGGCGGAUCCCGAACAAUACGAGAAUCUUUUCCCAGGGUACAAAGAAGCGCUGAAGGUAGAGAAGUUCUUGCGCGAAGAGAGCAAAAAGAAGAUUCCAGCUUCCGCAUUUCCUGCUGUUACGUCUAAUGUUGAACGAAAGCCAUUGGAGGAAAUGUUAGCUGCUGAACAAUCUGGCACGUUCCAAUUUAAGGACGGUGCGACUUUUGAAACGCAGUCAACUGAAGCAACAAUCGACAGAUUACAAGAUCUUUCAAUAUCGGGAAAAGACAGUUUUUCAAACGAAACCUUUAAAACGGCUACUUCUACCGUGCAAUCAGCGAUACCUGAGAAAGCAGCGACGAAGUCGGCGAGUAAUUUCAGGCCCCUCACAUUGGAUGAUGAUGAUCUGGACGAUGACUUGGGGAUCGAUGAUAAUAUCGACACUACAGGUAUUAAUCUCGACGAUGAUCCUUUCGACGACGAAGAAGAGGAUUAAUUAUCGAGAUACGAGAUGAAUAGCGUACACAAGUAUCGUUUAUUCUUCUUUCGUCAAUCAUCAUUCCCCGCAAGAAGAGAGAAAAUGAGAGUAAUUUAGAAUCAAGUAUUAAAAUUAUGAAAUUUUAUUUUGUGCGCAAGUACGUUUAUAUUACAUAAAUUAAUAAGAGUGGUACUACGUAUAAUUGCCGACUACCAAUGGCAUUAAAGAUUAAAUAUAUUGUUAAUAUAACAGAAAGUAUAGUA
Molecule: messenger RNA, 3571 nt
Organism: Nylanderia fulva
Lineage: Eukaryota; Metazoa; Arthropoda; Insecta; Hymenoptera; Formicidae
Source: RefSeq, a predicted model, not a curated record